Molecule: messenger RNA, 999 nt
Organism: Chrysochloris asiatica (Cape golden mole)
Lineage: Eukaryota; Metazoa; Chordata; Mammalia; Afrosoricida; Chrysochloridae
Gene: MRPL44
Product: mitochondrial ribosomal protein L44
Exons: 4
Coding region: 1-999 (332 amino acids)
Biological process (GO): rRNA processing; primary miRNA processing; regulation of gene expression
Cellular component (GO): nucleus
Molecular function (GO): ribonuclease III activity; double-stranded RNA binding
Source: RefSeq, a predicted model, not a curated record
AUGGCAUCUGGAUUGGUGAGGCUGUUCCUGCAGGGGCCUCCCCGCCUCCGGGCACCGGCUGCCCCCACAUUAACGCCACCGGUUCGGGGCGUGAAGAAGGGAUUCCGCGCCGCUUUCCGCUUCCAGAAGGAGUUGGAGCGGUGGCGCUUGCUCCGGAACCCGCCACCGCCAGUGCGCCGUUCAGAGAAGCCCAACUGGGAUUAUCAUGCUGAAAUACAAGCAUUUGGACCUCGGUUACAGGAAACCUUUUCCUUAGAUCUUCUGAAAACUGCAUUUGUUAAUAGUUGUUAUAUUAAAAACGAGGAGGCCAAACGCCAGCAACUUGGGAUAGAGAAAGAAGCUGUUCUUCUGAAUCUUAAAGAUAACCAAGAGCUGUCUGAACAAGGGACAUCUUUUUCACAAACUUGUCUCAUGCAACUUCUUGAAGAUGCAUUCCCAGACUUGCCCCCUGAAGGCAUCAGAAGUCUUGUUGACUUUCUCACUGGUGAAGAAGUCGUGUGUCAUGUGGCCAGAAACUUGGCCGUGGAGCAGUUAACCCUGAGUGCCGAAUUCCCAGUGCCCCCGACUGUCCUGAAGCACACUUUCUUUGCCGUCGUUGGAGCCUUGCUGCAGGGCAGUGGACCUCAGAGGACUGCGCUUUUCCUCAGGGAUUUCUUAAUUCCUCAGAUGACUGGAAAAGAGCUCUUUGAGAUUUGGAAGAUAAGAAACCCUAUGGGGCUGCUGGUGGAAGAAUUAAAGAAAAGGAAUGUUCCUGCUCCUGAAUCUAGACUCACCAGGCAGUCUGGAUGUACCACAGCUCUGCCGUUAUAUUUUGUUGGUUUAUACUGUGAUAAGAAGUUGCUUGCUGAAGCACCUGGGGAAACAGUAUUGGUUGCAGAAGAAGAAGCCGCUCGCGUGGCCCUCCGGAAACUGUUUGGCUUCACUGAGAACAGACGACCCUGGGACUACACCAGGCCCAAAGAGACGCUGAGAGCCGAGAAGACCAUUGCUGCUAGCUAG